GGAUAAUGUUUUGGUUCUCGUUUGAUUGGAACUGAUAUUUGUCCUGACCAGACCGACCAGACAUUUUGGAUGUUAUUGAUUUUCUGAAGGCAGGAGAAUGGCAUCUAGACCACGAGAAGUUUUCUCCUUCAAAGACUCAGAACUUCCCUCCCACCUACUUGCCCAGCUCAACAUCCUCCGGCAGGAGCGCAUCCUGACAGAUGUCUUCCUCUGCACGGACCACCAGGAGAUCCCCUGCCACCGCAACGUCCUGGUGUCCAGCAGCCCGUACUUCCGUGCCAUGUUUUGCAGCAACUUUCUGGAGAGCAGUCAGGCCCGAGUGAAUCUGAAGGGAAUCUCUUCAAAUGUCCUCAGUGGCAUCGUGGACUAUGUCUACACUGGCUGCAUCACCAUCACCAUGGAGAUUGUGCUCCCGCUCAUGCAGGCAGCGUCCAUGCUUCACUAUGGAGGUCUCUUUGAGGCCUGCUCCAUGUUCCUCCAGGAGCAGCUGAGUCCAGAGAACUGUCUGAGCAUGAUCCGACUCUCUGAGAUCCUUCACUGUGAGAGUUUGAGGGAGAGGGCAAAGGAGAUGGCUGUUCGGUGUUUCUCUGAUGUUGCUGCUACAGAGGACUUCUGUGAGUUGUCGCUCCCUGAGCUCAUGUGUUACCUGGAAGACGACCGACUUUGUGCUGAGGAGGAACAAGUGUUUGAGACCCUCCUGGCAUGGAUCCACCAUGACCCGUUCUCACGACGCGGUGCCAUCCACGAUCUCUUCAAGAAAGUCCGUCUUCGCUACAUCCAUCCGACUUACCUCUUCCAGUUUAUUGCCAAUGACCCACUGGUGCAGUCCUCCACCCUCUGUACUGAGAUAAUCGAGUCGGUGCGUCGCCUCAUGCUUACAGUCAGCACAAAGUGUAGCAGAGAGCUCAAGCCUCUUUGGACCACACCACGACGUUACACCUGCAGAGAGACACUGGUGGUGGUUGGAGGACGCAAAAACAAUGAACAGACCUCACGAGAAGCCCUGCUGUAUGACGAAAGGACUCAUCGCUGGCAGUGGUUGGCCAAGCUCCCCCUGCGCCUCUACAAAGCUGCAUAUGUGUGUAUUCAUAGCAUCCUCUAUGUGCUUGGCGGGCUCAGCCUCUGCAUGGCAUCAGGUGACAGCUCAGUCAGCGCUACAGUUUACACGCUCUCCCUUAAGACCAACCAGUGGCGAACUGCUGAGCCCAUGUUGGAGCCCCGAUACGCCCACCAAAGUGUAUCCUAUCUGCAUUUCAUUUUUGUGUUAGGAGGCAUUGGGGUACACAAGAGAAUUUCCCAGUCAGUAGAGAGGUAUAACAGUAUGUUUAAUCAAUGGGAGGCCAUGGCACCAAUGCCCACAGCGGUGCUGCAUCCAGCUGUGGCAGCCAGUGAUCAGAGGAUCUAUGUUUUCGGAGGGGAGGACGCCAUGCAGAAUCCAGUCAGGCUGAUCCAGGUGUAUCACAUCUCUCGCAACCUGUGGUCCAGGCUGGAGACGAGGACAGUGAAAAAUGUUUGUGCUCCCGCCGCCGUCAUUGAAGACAAGAUCUACAUCAUAGGAGGAUACACCAGGCGAAUGAUCGCCUACGACACCAAGGCCAACAAAUUUGUCAAGUGUGAGAACCUGAAGGAGCGGCGGAUGCAUCACAGCGCUACAGUGAUCAACAACAAGCUCUAUGUCACCGGUGGACGCAUCCUCAACGGCCACGACGUCAUCGAGGACUCGGACUGCUUCGAGUGUUACGAUCCGAAGACAGACGUUUGGACCUCCAAAGGUUCUUUGCCGUACAAGCUAUUUGACCACGGCUCACUGCCGCUGGUCUGUGUUUCCAACAGACCCAACCCACCAUGA
Molecule: messenger RNA, 1849 nt
Organism: Chelmon rostratus (copperband butterflyfish)
Lineage: Eukaryota; Metazoa; Chordata; Actinopteri; Chaetodontiformes; Chaetodontidae
Gene: klhl38a
Product: kelch-like family member 38a
Exons: 4
Coding region: 98-1849 (583 amino acids)
Molecular function (GO): protein binding
Source: RefSeq, a predicted model, not a curated record